AUGGCCGCGCCCGACCUGCGCCUGCCCGACUCCGAGUGGCGCGCGCGGCUCUCCGCGCGCGAGUACGAGGUUCUGCGGCGCGAGGGCACCGAGCCAGCCUGGUCGCACGAGUUCAACGCGCUCGAGGAGGAGGGCGUCUUCACCUGCGCGGCGUGCGCGACGCCCCUCUUCCGCAGCCAAGAGAAGUUCGACUCGGGCUCGGGCUGGCCCUCGUUUUGGGCGCCGGCUGGCGACGACGCCGUCAUUACGAGCGUCGACUUCAAGCUGGGCCUGCCCCGCACGGAGGUGCGCUGCGCCGCGUGCGACGGGCACCUCGGCCACGUCUUCUCCGACGGCCCGCGCCCGACGGGGCGGCGGUACUGCAUGAAUGGCGUGGCGAUGCGCUUCUCGGCCGCC
Emiliania huxleyi CCMP1516 is the source of this 396-nucleotide messenger RNA. RefSeq lists its product as hypothetical. Gene Ontology annotation, molecular function: peptide-methionine (R)-S-oxide reductase activity. Gene Ontology annotation, cellular component: cytoplasm. Lineage: Eukaryota; Haptophyta; Isochrysidales; Noelaerhabdaceae. The transcript has a single exon. The record is from RefSeq and is a predicted model, not a curated record. Gene Ontology annotation, biological process: protein repair; response to oxidative stress. The annotation marks the transcript as partial.